This is a messenger RNA of Exophiala aquamarina CBS 119918, 2034 nucleotides long. RefSeq names its product pre-mRNA-splicing factor clf1. The record is from RefSeq and is a predicted model, not a curated record. The coding region runs from base 1 to 2034 and encodes 677 amino acids. Gene Ontology annotation, biological process: spliceosomal complex assembly; mRNA splicing, via spliceosome. Gene Ontology annotation, cellular component: post-mRNA release spliceosomal complex; precatalytic spliceosome; U2-type catalytic step 2 spliceosome. Gene Ontology annotation, molecular function: protein binding. Lineage: Eukaryota; Fungi; Ascomycota; Eurotiomycetes; Chaetothyriales; Herpotrichiellaceae. The transcript has a single exon.
AUGGAUUCUUCCAGAGGCCCUCCGCGGGUCAAGAACAAGGCCGCUGCGCCUCAGCAAAUAUCAGCCGAACAGCUAUUGCGCGAGGCUGUCGACAGACAAGAGCCAGGACUACAGGCUCCGACCCAACGGUUUGCGGACCUGGAGGAGCUUCAUGAAUUUCAAGGACGCAAGCGCAAAGAAUUCGAGGACUAUGUUCGCCGAAAUCCAAUUAACAUGAACAACUGGAUGCGAUAUGCGCAAUGGGAACUCGAGCAGAAAGAAUACAGGCGAGCCCGCUCCGUCUUCGAGCGAGCCCUAGAUGUGGAUAGCACAAGUGUAAUCUUGUGGAUCCGUUAUAUCGAGGCAGAAAUGAAGACACGGAACAUCAACCAUGCACGAAACCUGCUCGACCGUGCCGUCACGAUCCUUCCCCGCAUUGAUAAGCUGUGGUAUAAAUAUGUCUAUAUGGAAGAGACAUUGGGUAAUGUGCCGGGGACUCGCCAGGUUUUUGAGAGAUGGAUGAGCUGGGAACCUGACGAGGCUGCUUGGCUGGCGUACAUCAAGCUGGAAAAGAGAUAUGGAGAGUUCGAUCGGGCAAGAGCCAUUUUCGAGCGCUUUACCAUUGUUCACCCUGAGCCACGAAACUGGAUCCGAUGGGCCAAGUUUGAGGAAGAAAAUGGCACGAGCCAGCUGGUUCGGGAUGUUUUUGGGGUUGCCAUCGAGACGCUGGGAGACGACUUUAUGGACGAGAAGCUGUUCAUCGCCUAUGCACGGUACGAAGCCAAACUCAAAGAAUACGAGCGAGCACGGGCAAUCUACAGAUAUGCACUUGACAGACUUCCUAGAUCUCAAUCGGCCUCUCUACACAAAUCCUACACGCAGUUUGAGAAACAGUUUGGAAAUCGGGAGGGUGUGGAAGACGUGAUUCUUGCCAAGCGAAGAGUACAGUACGAGGAACAGCUGAAAAGUAAUACUCGGAACUACGAUGUUUGGUUUGACUUUGCCCGGUUGGAAGAAACUGGAGGCGAUGUGGAAAAGGUGCGGGACGUGUACGAAAGAGCCAUCGCGCAAGUUCCCCCGUCACAAGAGAAGCGGCAUUGGCGAAGAUAUAUUUACCUCUGGAUCUUCUACGCUCUAUGGGAGGAAAUGUCGAACAAAGAUGUCGAACGAGCCCGGCAAGUCUACCAGGAGUGCCUGAAAUUGAUUCCGCAUAAGAAGUGGACGUUCGCCAAAGUCUGGAUCAUGACAGCACAGUUUGAAGUCCGUCAGAUGCAAUUGCAAGCGGCACGGAAAACCCUUGGGCAAGCUGUUGGGAUGUGCCCGAAGGACAAAAUAUUCCGCGGGUACAUUGACCUGGAGAAACAAUUAUUUGAGUUCCUGCGGUGUCGGACCCUCUUCGAAAAGCAGAUCGAGUGGAAUCCAUCCAACAGUCAAGCGUGGAUUCAAUUUGCCGAACUUGAACGUGGAUUGGAUGAUCUGGAUCGAGCAAGGGGGAUAUUUGAGCUAGGCAUUGAGCAGCCGACGUUGGACAUGCCAGAGCUUGUUUGGAAGGCCUACAUUGACUUUGAGGAAUACGAAGAAGAAUAUGAGCGAGCACGGGCACUUUACGAAAGACUACUCCAGAAGACCGAUCACGUUAAGGUGUGGAUCAACUAUGCACGAUUCGAGAUCAACGUGCCGGAUCCCAAUGAGGCAGAAGGCGGUGAUGAGGAUGACCAGAAGGUGGGUGAAGAGGCGAAACAGAAGGCGCGGAACGUGUUUGAACGGGCGCAUGACGUUUUCAAGACCAAGGAAAUGAAAGAAGAACGGGUCGACUUGCUCAACGCGUGGCGCUCAUUUGAGCGAACUCACGGCUCAGAAGAGGAUAUCGAGCGGAUCGAGAAGCAGAUGCCGCGUAAAGUCAAGAAGAGGAGGAAGAUGGAAGAGGACCGAUUCGAAGAGUACAUUGACUAUGUGUUCCCAGCAGACGAUGAAAGCGCGGCGAAGUUGUCCAAGAUGUUACAGAUGGCACAUCAAUGGAAAGCACAGAAGCAAGUAAACGGGUCUGGAGAGUAG